Messenger RNA from Perca fluviatilis (European perch), 802 nucleotides. RefSeq names its product galactose-specific lectin nattectin-like. The coding region runs from base 132 to 707 and encodes 191 amino acids. Gene Ontology annotation, molecular function: signaling receptor activity. The transcript has 8 exons. The record is from RefSeq and is a predicted model, not a curated record. NCBI's taxonomy places the organism in Eukaryota, Metazoa, Chordata, Actinopteri, Perciformes, Percidae.
GGUCAUGCAGGCGUAGACGUACUCUCUUGUGGCGCUUUGAUAAACUAUAUAAAGAGUGAAUAUCUUCCUUUACUGACAGUCAUCAGCUGGUUGUUCUUCUCUGUGUCAGCCAAUCAUCACCUCAGAAAAGUAUGUCGACUUUGUUUAACGUCUUUCCACAGAUGGCAUCAGGCUUUCCGUUUGCUUUGUUGCUCUGUUUGUCCAUCGGACUGUUGGCUCCAUCUUGUUAUGGACAAACCUCCAGCCCAGGAACUGUCCCACCAGGGAGUGGAGAAACAACAGACCCCUCAUCCUCCUCUUCGGAUUUGAGACAAGGUCCCUGCCCUCCUGGUUGGACUCAGUUCGGCUCUCGCUGUUUCAGUUUCAACUACCAUGCAAAGAGUUGGGUCAAUGCAGAGACCUUCUGCAAGGCCGCCGGUGGGAAUCUGGCUUCAGUCCACUCAGAAGAGGAAUAUGAAUUCCUCAGAACCUUCAUUCACCAAGUGACCGGUGAAAACAAAGUUGCCUGGAUCGGAGGCUUUGACUCAGUGCAGGAGAAGGAGUGGAUGUGGUCUGAUGGAUCCCCAUCUCGACUCGCUACUGUGAACUUAACUCAGCCUGACAACGAAGGUGGACGUGAGCACUGUCUUGAGAUGAACUAUCACGACAAAUGGAACGAUUACGUGUGUGAAAAGAAACGUCAUUUCCUGUGCUCCAUGAACCUGUGAGGCCUCCCGCCAUCAUGAUCUCACUACAGCUCAUCUAUAAUCUCUGUCACUGAUUCACUUUCAGUUUGUUGUGCAGACAGAAACAGCUCUCCUCA